This is a messenger RNA of Aureobasidium pullulans EXF-150, 1278 nucleotides long. Its product is annotated as Yip1-domain-containing protein. The record is from RefSeq and is a predicted model, not a curated record. The coding region runs from base 1 to 795 and encodes 264 amino acids. Gene Ontology annotation, molecular function: small GTPase binding. Gene Ontology annotation, cellular component: Golgi apparatus; membrane. The transcript is spliced from 3 exons. Gene Ontology annotation, biological process: vesicle-mediated transport. Lineage: Eukaryota; Fungi; Ascomycota; Dothideomycetes; Dothideales; Saccotheciaceae.
AUGGCAAACCGAGGAUACGACGUCGUAGUUGAUGUAGAUGCAGAGGGAGAUCUAGGUCAUACCGACCUUCAGGAGGACCUCGAGUUUCACUCAUCCAACUUCGACACACAAACAUCGACGCGCGGCAAGCUCCCAGCAGGCAACAACUCGUUCCUCCCGACCAACAACGGCAACCCCUCGGUCACCAACAGCAAACACUACCUCUGGAGCAUCUCAUUCUACGCUCAAUUCUUCGAUGUCGACACUUCCGAAGUCGCUCGCCGCUGCCGUGCUGCCAUCUUUCCUCUUUCGAACUUCCUCGACGUCCUAGAUGGAAACCCUGAUCUCUACGGCCCCUUUUGGAUCGCUACCACCGUCGUCGUCAUCCUCUUCCUUACAGGCACAAUCUCGCAAUAUUUGGCAAAGGAGGGAAAGAAACACUUCAUCUACGAUUUCUCCCUUCUCUCAGGAGCUGCCGGUCUGAUCUACGGAUACACCUUCCUCAUUCCCGUUGCACUCUGGGGUGCUCUCAAGUGGUUCAGAGCAGAGUCUGCCAACUUGCUGGAGUGUGUGUGUCUAUACGGCUAUGCGAACUUGAUCUGGAUUCCUGUCGCUCUGAUCUCUUGGUCACCCGUCUCGAUUCUGAAUUGGGUCUUUGUCGCCGUCGGACUUGCUGCCUCGGGCGUCUUUUUGGUCAGAAACCUGUAUCCUGUGCUCAGUGCUACCGAUGUCAAGACGAGCAAGGUCCUUUUGGUCGUCGUCGUGGCUUUGCACUUUGGCCUCGCUUUGGCCAUUAAGAUUCUAUUCUUUGCGUAAGUUAUCACACGUCUUUGCUUUCCAAGUACACCUUACUGAUUCGUGUUGCAGACAUGGUAGUCCCGCCAAGAAGGACAAAGAUCACAAGGAUGAUGAUGAUAAGAUGAUGCGUAUGCUCUUUGGCAUGUAAAGUAUUCUCUGCGUCCUUGAAUUCUCGAGCUGUAUGUUAUAGCCGAGCUUCCGUUGCAUCUCCUUACCAAGCCGGCCAUUUCAAGCCUUUUCUUCCUCGCGUUGCAAAAUACCAACUUUCCAAAACUUAUGUUCUUCUCUGUCAUGGUCCCUUUUGUUCCCAGAUCUUUCUUGCGCACUCUCGAUCCAUGGUAGAAUGCCGUUCUGUGUACAAGCACCACCAUAAUUUACGGCCGAAUCACGAAGCAGAUAUAUAAGUGGGUCGUUCGAUGUCAGGCAGCACAUGAAAAGGCAUGAUGUCAAUUAUCAAUCUUUCACCCAAGCACAGCCCCGGAUAUCGUGCCGACUCCGCCG